GUCCCCGAGCGCCUCGCUCGGGCGUUUCCGGGCGUUUCCGGCCGGGCUCUUCGGCAGGUUCCGCGGAGGCCGGGACAUGGCUGCCGGCCGGCAGGGGGAGCGGAGCAUCCGGCGCGGCCUGGCGGGCGCCGCGGCCUGAGCUGGGAGCCGAAACUACACACGAAGAGUAACGUUCUGUGCGUCAGGAAGGAGGGAGCCUCGGCUUGAGCGUGGCCCUGGGAGCCCGUGGACGCUUGCCCUUGAACCGCGGAGCGUAACUAUGCCGUGUGGCUGGUGGGCCCGGCCCAGGAGUGGGGGCGAUGGCUGCUGACGGCGUCGGCCCGGUCACAGGGUCCCCCUCCCGUGUGUCUCUCCACCCGCUGGUCCCCCGUCCCGCCGGCUCACGAGGAAGGACAUGAGCUGCGGCUGGCGGCCGGGGCCUCGGCGCUGCAGGGACGGGCUCGGGGACCAUGCCCGCGCCGGCCGGGCACCAUGACCGCCCCGCCUUGCCCUGUGCCGCGUGCGCGUGAGGAGGAGUGCCUGCCCGGGGUGCCCCGGCACGUGCCGGUGAUGGCGGGCGGCCCCACGUGAGCCCGCCGAGGAGCACGCGACGCCCCGACCAUGCUGCGGAACGGGGCCGGGGCCGGCGGGGGCCACACGUGGAUGCUGUGGUGCUCCACGCGCAGCCGCCUCACGUGGCUGAGCUUCGCGCUCUUCGUGCUGCUGGUGUGCUUCCCACUCAUCGCCCACUACUACCUCACCACGCUGGACGAGGCCGACGAGGCGGGCAAGCGCAUCUUCGGGCCGCGGGCGGGCGGCGAGCUGUGCGAGGUGAAGCACGUGCUGGACCUGUGCCGCAUCCGCGAGUCGGUGAGCGAGGAGCUGCUGCAGCUGGAGGCCAAGCGGCAGGAGCUGAACAGCGAGAUCGCCCGGCUCAACCUCAAGAUCGAGGCCUGCAAGAAGAGCAUCGAGAACGCCAAGCAGGACCUGCUGCAGCUGAAGAACGUCAUCAGCCAGACGGAGCACUCCUACAAGGAGCUGAUGGCGCAGAACCAGCCCAAGCUCUCGCUGCCCAUCCGCCUGCUGCCCGAGCGGGACGACGGGGGCCUGCCGCCGCCCCGGGCCGCCCGCGCCUGCCGGCUGCACAACUGCUUCGACUACGCGCGCUGCCCGCUCACCUCCGGCUUCCCCGUCUACGUCUACGACAGCGACCAGGCCGGCUGGGGCGGUGCCCUGGACCCCUUGGUCAAGCAGGCCUUCCAGGCCGCGGCCCGGGCCAGCGUGUACGUCACGGAGAACGCCGACAUCGCCUGCCUCUACGUGGUGCUGGUGGGCGAGCUGCGGGAGCCCCCCGAGCUGCGGCCGGCCCAGCUGGAGCGGCGCCUGCAGGCGCUGCCCCACUGGCGCUCGGACGGCCGCAACCACGUCCUGGUCAGCCUGGCGCGGCGCUCCCACACCCAGAACCUGCUGUACAACGUCAGCACCGGGCGGGCCAUGGUGGCCCAGUCCACCUUCUACGCCGCCCAGUUCCGGCCGGGCUUCGACCUGGUGCUCUCGCCGCUGGUGCACGCCAUGGCCGAGCCCAACUUCCUGGAGAUCCCCCCGCAGGUGCCCGUGAAGCGCAAGUACCUGUUCAGCUUCCAGGGCGAGAAGCUGGAGUCGCUGCGCUCCAGCCUGCAGGAGGCCCGCUCCUUCGAGGAGGAGGUGGAGGGCGGCCCGCCCGCCGACUACGAUGACCGCAUCAUCGCCACGCUCAAGGCCGUGCAGGACAGCCGGCUGGACCCGGUGCUGGUGGAGUUCACCUGCCGGAACCCGCCGCGGCCCAGCCUGCCCACCGAGUGGGCGCUGUGCGGGACGCGCGAGGACCGCCUGGAGCUGCUGCGGCUGUCCACCUUCGCCCUCAUCAUCGCGCCCGGCGACCCCCGCCUGCUGGUCUCGGCCGGCGGCGCCACGCGUCUCUUUGAGGCGCUGGAGGCGGGCGCCGUGCCCGUGGUGCUGGGCGAGCAGGUGCAGCUGCCCUUCGGGGACGUGCUGCAGUGGCACGAGGCCGCCCUGUUGCUGCCCAAGCCCCGCGUGGCCGAGGUCCACUUCCUGCUGCGCAGCGUCUCGGACGGCGACCUGCUGGCCAUGCGGCGGCAGGGCCGCUUCCUCUGGGAGACCUACUUCUCCACGGCGGACAGCCUCUUCGGCACGCUGCUGGCCGCCGUCCGCACCCGCAUCCAGAUCCCGGCCGCGCCCAUUCGCGAGGAGGCGGCCGCCGAGAUCCCCCACCGCUCGGGCAAGGCAGCGGGCACGGACCCCAACCUGGCCGACAACGGGGACCUGGACCUGGGGCCCGUGGAGACGGAGCCGCCCUACGCCUCGCCCCGCUACCUGCGCAACUUCACGCUCACCGUCACCGACGUCUACCGCAGCUGGAACGCGGCCCCGGGCCCCUUCCACCUCUUCCCGCACACGCCCUUCGACCCUGUGCUGCCCUCCGAGGCCAAGUUCCUGGGCUCCGGCACCGGCUUCCGGCCCAUCGGCGGCGGGGCGGGCGGCUCCGGCAAGGAGUUCCAGGCGGCGCUGGGCGGCAAUGUGCCGCGGGAACAGUUCACGGUGGUGAUGCUGACGUACGAGCGCGAGGAGGUGCUGAUGAACUCGCUCGAGCGCCUCAACGGCCUCCCGUACCUCAACAAGGUCCUGGUGGUCUGGAACUCGCCCAAGCUGCCCUCCGAGGACCUGCUGUGGCCCGACAUCGGGGUGCCCAUCAUGGUGGUCCGCACCGAGAAGAACAGCCUGAACAACCGCUUCCUGCCCUGGGCCGAGAUCGAAACGGAGGCCGUCCUGUCCAUCGACGACGACGCCCACCUUCGUCACGACGAGAUCAUGUUCGGGUUCCGGGUGUGGCGAGAGGCGAGGGAUCGCAUCGUGGGCUUCCCCGGCCGCUACCAUGCCUGGGACCUCCCGCACCAGUCCUGGCUCUACAACUCCAACUACUCCUGCGAGCUGUCCAUGGUGCUGACCGGGGCCGCCUUCUUCCACAAGUAUUACGCCUACUUGUAUUCGUACGUGAUGCCACAGGCCAUCCGCGACAUGGUGGACGAGUACAUCAACUGCGAGGACAUCGCCAUGAACUUCCUGGUCUCCCACAUCACGCGGAAGCCCCCCAUCAAGGUGACGUCUCGCUGGACCUUCCGCUGCCCGGGCUGCCCGCAGGCGCUGUCCCACGACGACUCGCACUUCCACGAGCGCCACAAGUGCAUCAACUUCUUCGUCAAGGUGUAUGGCUACAUGCCGCUGCUCUACACGCAGUUCCGCGUGGACUCGGUGCUCUUCAAGACCCGCCUGCCCCACGACAAGACCAAGUGCUUCAAGUUCAUCUAGCGGCACGACAGGUGGGGACGUGGCCGUGCGAGGGGGCGAGGCUCCCAGGCUCAGAGCGGGAAGAGCAGGAGGCAGUGCGGCCCCUGG
This is a messenger RNA of Sorex fumeus (smoky shrew), 3432 nucleotides long. RefSeq names its product exostosin like glycosyltransferase 3 (gene EXTL3). The transcript has 7 exons. Gene Ontology annotation, cellular component: membrane. Bases 601 to 3345 code for a protein of 914 amino acids. Gene Ontology annotation, molecular function: glycosyltransferase activity. The record is from RefSeq and is a predicted model, not a curated record. NCBI's taxonomy places the organism in Eukaryota, Metazoa, Chordata, Mammalia, Eulipotyphla, Soricidae.